AAAAGUUUUACCAAAUAACAUUUUACUAUUUUCAUCAAAAUCAAAGAUUAACUAAGUUAAGAAUGCAAAUCAUAAAGUUUCAUGUACAAUAAGCAAGUAUGAUAUUCAAGAAAUACUGAAUGAGUGAUAUUCCCUUCGAUAUUUUGCAAAAACAGCUGAUUAAAAAAGGUAAACAAACUUUAAAUUUGAUCGCAGAAAAAUUUGAGAAAAUUUUAAAUUAAGGCAUAAAAUCAGCAAAAGAAAUGCUGAAAAUAGCUUCACGAUAUGGAUUGAAUCAUAAUUAUCAAAGAAGCACUGGAUCUAUAGUGCGAUUUUUCCGGAAUGGCGCUAACGAGCAAGAAGAAACUGAAUUGCCAAAAAAUGCACGAAUUGUCAUUUGUGGAAGCGGAUUAGCAGGAAGCAGUUUGGCAUAUCAUUUAAGUCUUGCGGAUCUUGGACAUCACGUAGUCAUGCUCGAACGAGGUACAAUUGAUAUGAAAAAUAUUGACGAGAAGAAUUUCUCUACAAGUAGUGGAUUAGUGGGAAGCUUUAAGAAUUCAGCUCCACAAAUCAAACUUGGACAGUAUUCCGUAAAGUUAUUAAAUCAAUUAACCAGAGAAGGUUUUGAUAUAGGAUGGGAACAGCGUGGGUCUUUGCAUUUAGCAAGACACCAUGACCGGAUGUUACAGUUCCGAAAAAUGAAAACUCAGAGCGAAGUUUUUAUGAUUAAAAGUGAAUUACUGUCACCUGAUGAGUGCAAGCAAAAAUGCAGUAUAAUUAAUGAUAAAGAUUUAAUCGGUGGGUUAUUUGUAAAAGAUGAUGGCAUUGUUGAUAAGGAAAAAUUGAGAAAAACGCUCCUGAGUGAAUCCAUAAAAAGAGGAGUAACACUCGUCGAAAACUGUGGCGUCACUAAAGUGCUAAAUUCAAAUCGCAUGGUUGAAGCUGUAGAAACUACUCAUGGAACUAUCGAAUGUAUUUAUUUCGUCAAUGCAGCAGGAUUUUGGAGUCGAGCAAUCGGUCAAUUAAGUGAGCCUCAUGUUAAAGUUCCACUGCAUCCCAUCAGUCAUCAAUUUGUUAUUGCUCAAACAAAUCCAGAAAUCAUUGAUAAAUUGAAUUGUGUCCUUUACGAUUUGGAUGGACGAAUUUACAUGAGAGAGUUUAGAGGAAAGUUAUUAGGUGGAGGAUUUGAACAGAACGCCAAACCAGCAUUUCAAGACGGUGUUCUUCCUGAUUCACCAAAAAAGAGAUUUUUGAUCAAACCCGAUUAUGAUCAAUUUUCUGAAUUAUUAGAAGAAAUUCUACAUCGUGUUCCUUCAUUUAAGGAUGCUGAAUUAAUCAAACUUGCCAAUAUCCCUGAAAUAUUCUCGCCAGAUGCUCGUUGGAUUUUAGGUGAAAGUCCUGAAAUACGUAAUUAUUAUGUUGCAGCUGGAAUGAUGAUAGAUGAUGUUGGUGGAGGGAUUGGUAAAGCUCUGGCUGAUAUUCUAAUGUAUGGAUAUGCUCAUAUUGAUCAUGAAGUUGAGGUCAAUAGAUUUUUAGGCUUACACAAUAAUCGAAAAUAUUUAAAAGAUCGAGUCAAGGAAAUUCAUUCAACUCAUUAUGGAAUUCAAUAUCCAAAUUUCGAAUAUGAAAUGGGACGUAAACUUCGAAUGUCACCAAUUUUUCCAGCCCUUCAAGAAAAUGGUGCAGUUUUUGGUCAAAUCAUGGGAUAUGAAAGACCAUGCUAUUAUGAUUUAAAUGGCAAACAAGUUGAUUCUCAAGGAAAUACAAUCUUUAGAAUUGCUCAUACAAAUACAUUUGGAAAACCUCAAUGGUUUGACCUUGUUGAAAGCGAAUAUCGAGCAUGCCGUGAAAGAGUUGGACUAGCUGAUUAUAGUUCAUUCACAAAAAUCGAUUUGUGGUCAAAAGGAACGGAAAUUGUCGACUUUUUACAGUAUUUGUGUUCUAAUGACGUUGAUAUACCGAUUGGUAAUGUCUGUCAUACAGGAAUGCAUAACGAACACUGUGGUGGAUAUGAAAACGAUUGUAGUCUUGCAAGAUUAUCAGAAAAUCAUUACAUGAUGAUAGCACCAACAAUACAACAGACUCGUUGCAAAGCAUGGAUCCGAAAAAAUUUACCACCUCCUGGAAAGCAUUCAAUCCACAUUAACGAUGUAACUUCUGCCUAUACAGCAAUUUGCAUUUUGGGUCCGUUCGCUAGAAAACUACUUUCAGAAUUAACAGAUACAGAUCUUUCACCGAAGAAUUUCCCAUUCUUUACAUACAAAGAAUUGGACGUGGGUCUCGCAAAUGGAAUAAGAACAUUUAAUGUUACUCAUACAGGAGAAUUGGGUAAUUUUUUUAUCUUUUUUUUUUAAUUACAGCAAUAAAUCUUCUUUUCAAUAGGCUAUGUGAUGUAUAUACCCAAUGAGUUUGCACUUCAUGUAUAUACACAGCUCUGGGAGAAAGGUCAAAAAUAUCAAAUUAAACAUGCUGGAUAUUAUGCAACUAAGGCACUUCGUGUUGAGAAAUUUUAUGCAAUGUGGGGACAAGAUCUUGAUACUUUUACAACGCCAUUAGAAUGCGGUCGAACUUGGAGAGUUAAGUUUGAAAAGAAUUUCAUCGGACGUGAUGCAUUGUUAAAACAGAAGGAGGAAGGAGUUAAGAGACUUUACGUUCAAUUAUUAUUGGAUGAUCACGAUCCAGAUUUAGAUAUUUGGCCGACUGGAAACGAGCCAAUUUAUCGAAACGGUGAACUUUGUGGACGAACAUCGACAACAAGUUUUGGAUAUACUUUAAAGAAACAAGUUUGUUUAGGAUAUGUACGCAACAUUGAUUGUUCCGGAAAUCUUGAGAAUGUUACCAACGAAUAUGUUAUAAAUGGUGAAUUUGAGGUCGAAAUUUGUGGAAUUCGAUACCCUGCCAAAGUUAAUUUACAUUCACCUAAUUUACCGUCCAUGAUUGCUGAUCGCGAGAUUGAUGAAAAAGACCGUUAUCAAGCAACUAGACAUAGAUAUUAAUUGAUGUUACCAAUCCCAUCUUUUAAGUAUUUUUACCAAGCAAAAUAUUCAUAUUGCAAUCAUAAUGAUCUAAUCGCAUUUUUAAAUGAAUCAGUUGUUUAAACUGAAUAGAUAAUUAUUUACAACGUUUAUUUUGUCACAUUUUUUAAGUUUAUUUUAUAGUUCGAAUGCUAUUGAUGUUAUUAUUUUAUAAAUAAUGUGAAAAAAAUAUUUUAACUAAAGUUAUUUAUCUCUGCAAAUUCAACACAAAGCCAAACUGUGUUUUAUUCUGGGAAUUUCUCAAGCUAGUCAUCAAAAAGUAAUAAUCAUUGUGUAAGUUUCAACUUUGUGUCGAUUCUGUUUAAGAUUACGUCAGAAACUUUUUUGCUUGCCAUCAGAAAUCUUUUGAAGUUCAUUUAAGUUUUAUUAAAGGUAAUUAACAUUUAGUCCAAGAAAUGUGUGAAUAUUCGUUGAGCUAUGCCAAUAAAAUGUGUUAAUUGUUUUGUUUCUGCGAGCACAUUUGAUUUUACAUUUUCAGCUAGGGGCUGUUCACUUAUUACGUUCGCAUUUUAGGGGGGAGGGGAGGUCUUAAAAAUUGUA
Messenger RNA from Chironomus riparius, 3554 nucleotides. The record is from the annotation of a GenBank genome assembly. NCBI's taxonomy places the organism in Eukaryota, Metazoa, Arthropoda, Insecta, Diptera, Chironomidae.